GAACUGACGCAAAUCCACACAUUGCCUUUGAGUUUGACACGUCACAUGUAAAAGCCCCAUACCGAACAGCCGAACAGGUUAGUAAUACCUGUGUGCGUUUCAGUAUCCGCAUAGGUUCUCGGUUAUCAGUCCUAACCAAGUUUGCUCCCAUCGACUCUCAACAUCUCCACGUUCUGUUACCAAGCUCACCAAUUUCAUUUGCUCAUUCACUUCCAAAAUGGCCAAAUUUCAGACAAUUUUUGUAACUGGAGGAGCUGGAUACAUCGGUAGCCACUGUGUGGUUGAGCUGUUGGAAGCUGGUUAUGAGGUUAUUGCCUGCGAUAACUUUGCCAACUCUGUCAAUGGAGAUAAAGGCACAGCUCCUAGCCUGGAACGAGUUGAAGAAAUAACUGGGAAGAAAGUUACCUUCUAUCAGUGCGAUCUCUUAGAUUAUGAGAGACUAAACAAAAUUUUCAGCCAACAUAAAAUUGAUUGUGUCAUUCAUUUUGCUGCCAUGAAAGCUGUUGGGGAAUCGAUGGAAGUUCCCCUCCUGUACUACAAAAACAAUGUAGUUGGAACAAUCAACUUGUUAGAGGUUAUGAAAGCACACGAAUGCUAUCAGCUAGUGUUUUCCAGCUCUUGUUGCGUCUACGGUAACCCUGAGCGCCUUCCCAUCACAGAAGAUAGCCCUAUUGGAAAUGUGACAAAUGUCUACGGCCGAACCAAGUACCUAAUCGAAGAGAUGUUGAUGGAUCUCAGUCGUUCAGAUGAGCGCUGGAAUAUUUGCUCUCUCCGAUAUUUCAAUCCUGUUGGUGCUCAUCCCUCUGGCCGUAUCGGCGAGGAUCCCACCAAGCCCUAUUCCAAUUUGAUGCCUUAUAUCGCUCAAGUAGCUCUUGGAAAUAAACCUUCUUUGACCAUUUUUGGUGACGACUACAACACUCCCGACGGAACUGGCGUUCGAGACUACAUUCACGUAAUGGAUUUGGCCUCUGGCCACGUUGCAGCAUUGGCCAAGGUUGAAAAGGACAAACUUCGCUAUCGGGUCUACAAUCUUGGCCUGGGUAAGGGUUUGUCAGUGCUGGAGCUGAUCGAUUUGUUUGAGAAAACGACCAACACUAAAGUGCCAUUCGUUUGGGCCGGUCGACGUGUCGGCGACGUCGACACUCUAGUCUGUGAUGCCCAGUUGGCUGUCAGUGAGCUCAACUGGCAUGCCAAGUACGACGCCGUACGCAUGUGUGAAGAUUUCUGGCGUUGGCAAACGAUGAACCCUCUCGGCUAUCGCAGUGAGUGCGGUGCAGCUAAAGAUUCGGCUGCCGUUACUAACGGAACCUCCGUCACAAAUGGCAAUCACUAAGCAGAAGUAUUCGAAACAAUAGUACUAAUGUUACAACUUUCAAAUCUUCCUUGUAAAACGGUACAAUUCCAUGGUUGAAGAGUUUCCCGGGAUCUGUAUUUGAAUGGGUUAAAUUAAGCACAAUGGUGGCGUUUGUUAUAGGUCCCUCUUUUCCUGUUUGUAGAUCGUCCAUCUUAAUAGAGGACUUUUCGGUUGCACCCUUUUUUUUCAAGACAGCUUGUAUAUUAUUUAUUAAUUCAGGGCUGUCUUCAUUUUCCACAUUUUUUAAUGAAAAUUUUUAUUGUUUAAGUAUUUGUUAAAAGCCUUCAAUCUAUAAGAAAAUAAAACCGAUGCCUUCGAGUCAAUCGA
Molecule: messenger RNA, 1681 nt
Organism: Daphnia pulicaria
Lineage: Eukaryota; Metazoa; Arthropoda; Branchiopoda; Diplostraca; Daphniidae
Product: UDP-glucose 4-epimerase-like
Exons: 8
Coding region: 218-1333 (371 amino acids)
Biological process (GO): beta-D-galactose catabolic process via UDP-galactose, Leloir pathway
Cellular component (GO): cytosol
Molecular function (GO): UDP-glucose 4-epimerase activity
Source: RefSeq, a predicted model, not a curated record